This is a messenger RNA of Leishmania major strain Friedlin, 3195 nucleotides long. RefSeq lists its product as hypothetical. The transcript has a single exon. The record is from RefSeq and is a predicted model, not a curated record. Lineage: Eukaryota; Euglenozoa; Kinetoplastea; Trypanosomatida; Trypanosomatidae. Gene Ontology annotation, biological process: microtubule-based movement. Gene Ontology annotation, molecular function: microtubule motor activity. The coding region runs from base 1 to 3195 and encodes 1064 amino acids.
AUGGCGCAUCUGCUGGACAGCGUGGCAAGCCCCUCAUCCACGUCACCUUCGCAAACACCAACGCGAUCUUCGUCGUCGCUACAGAGCCAUAAAGCAGCGCACCCGUCCUCGCGCCAACGCCAUCCGCCGCCGCAGCAGCGCUGGUCGUCCUCUGCACAGGUAGCUGCCCACCCAAUGCGUCGCGCCAACGUGGAGGAGAGGGUUGGCGGCUCGCCGGAGUGGGACCGCCGCACGCCUACGCGGCAGCAGCAGUCUCACCGCAGCGCUCAGAGGGGCGAUCCGCUGCCCGCCUCCCGGAGGGUGCAGCAAGAGCGAGCGACUACCACCGAAGAGGCGGCUGCCACGUACACGUCCCCCAUCAGUGUCGACGACGAGGCAUCGUCUCGGUUCUCUGCCACCCAGCUGACGGAGAUGCGUGAGCGCUACGGCAGCGACUGGGCAUCUCCGUCAGAGGUGCUGCAGUUGCGUACACUUUUCCAGGACGUGAUGUCGCGCUACGUGCGGGAGGUGCAAGCCUUGAAAGGUGAGUUGGCGAAGGCGCAGGAGGAGUGCACCGCCUACGCGCGGGAGCGGGAGAAAGUGCUGGAGCUGCAGCAGGUCUACCAGGACGGCGUCGCUGCAUGUGGAAGGGCGAAAGAACGGGAGGCGCAGUGGGUGGAGGAGCGCGCGCUGCUGCACGUGCAGAUGGAAAAGAUGAUGGUGGAGAAUCAGCGGCUGCAGCUCUACAUUGCCAAGAAGCAGCAACCUCAUACCCACCAUAUGCCACCGCGCGGCAGCGCAACAGGAAGUCGCGAGCGGGUACGGGCGGCGGUGCAAGCAGUCGCCACUGCCACCGCCGCGACGUCUUCCGCCUCCCCUUCCCCGUCCGCCUCCUGGCCACCUCUGCCGCCCACCGCCACCGCCACGACGACCAACACGACAGCCUACUUGGCCUCACCGCAGCCACUAGAUGGUCCAGAUACGAAAAUCGCCGCCUCUCUUCCCAGUGCGGCUGGGGCCGCCGUCACGGGCACGGUGCACACGGAAGCGACAUCGCCGUACACCUUGCCUGCGCCGUCAUCGCCUGAAGUGCUGCAGCACAGGGCACCUCAGCGAGGCGGCGGCGUGGCGGCCGAGACAACACUGCCUCCUAUGCCCUCGCCCACCUCUCACCAAUCUUCGUUCGCAAGGUCCGCUUCACCUAUGAGCGCUGCCGGUGCCGCAGGUGCACAGCCACUGCAUUCGACACCGCCUCAGCGCACCUUUCCCACUGGUACUGGCGAUGACGCCGGCGCCGACCUGCCAGGUGGCGAUGGCGACCAUGGCGAUACACUGCCUCAGCAGCAGCGUGGUCGCUCACGACGGCACCCACGCGGUGGUGCCAACCACGACGAGGAGCCGCACAACUCUUCCCUCAUGACCCCUUCGGCUUCCACUAGCGAUGACGGCCGACUCGGCGCUGGGAAGGCGGUACGGCUUCCGCGGCAGCAGCGGGUGCGUCUCGACGGUGGUGACGAUGAGGUCGACAAUACUAUCGGAGAAGGCGAGUUCAACCCCUCUUACGCUCGCGGCGUCACGGACCUGUCGUCCACCUCCGGCGGGUCGUCAUCGCCCUCGCCCGCUGCGGACAUGCGUGCCAUGCUCGCUGGCUGUGGCCUGGCGCAGGUCCACGAGCAACGGUCGGGCGGCCACAGCGACGGUGGUGGCCGUCGUGCCGCAGAGCAAUGGGGUGGGGAGCCGGUUGCCGAGAGAUCUGCUGCUGUGGCCGCUGCGGGGGAGCUGCCCGCCACUGCCACCGCCACCGCUACCACCACUACGACGCCGUCCCUGGGUUCUACCGCAAUGAUGACAGCGUCCUCGUCACUGAGUCUUCAGUAUCUUUACCAGCUCCCACGCACUCCUGCCGAGGCCCUGCAGGAGGAGGUGCAGAUGCUCAAGGAGCUUCGGCGGCUUGGGGAGGAGAACCAAGUUCUGAAGGCCCGCCUGGACUACAUGCAGAUGACGAAGGAAAUCUUCACGAACCAAUGCGAGCAGCAGCACCUCCGACUCGCCCAGGCGCACGACCAGUCACGGCACAGCGCGGCGCAGUGGGAGCUGUCGUCACGACAGCUGGAGUCAGAGGUGAGACAGUCGGAGGCAAAGUGCGCGGAGUUGCAGGGCGCGCUCGAGGACGUGCUACAGCGAGCCAAGAGGCAACAGGAGCUGAGCCAGGCACGCCUCGUGGAGCUGGAGGCAAGCAGCCGUGCGGCGCUAGUGACCACACGCGACGAGGCCAUGGGAAGGGUAGGCGCGCUUCGAAGCUCCCUGCGGGAGAUUGCCGCUAGCCUGGCGACCAAGUCUGCCUCCGAAACGUCGCCGGCUGCGGGGCACGAGGUGGCUCAACUGCGAGAGGAGGCAGGGCAGCGCGAGCGCAUUGUCGAGAACCUGCGGAGCGAACUGCAUGCGCUGCGCGCCGCACACACAGAGCUGCAGGAUGACCAUAGCGCAUUGCAGGCGGAGGCGCAGAUGUAUCGGACACGCUUGGAGGGUGACCUGGCGAGCUCACGGGAGCUGCUGGCCACUGCACGCAGCGGCCAGCAGUCUGCGGAGUCCCGCAUCGACGAGCUGGAGGCGGAGGUCGAGCGGCUGCGCUCGGCUGUCGUGGCGUCUGAUGGGUGCAUGCAUACCAUGGAGGAGCGCCUCCGGCUCGCCACCGAUGAGCUCGCGUCGCAGCAGGAGCAGCUGGACGAGGCGUCGACAUGGCAGGCGCGCGCUCUCAGUGCUGAGAGUGAGCUUGGCACGCAGCGCAGUUACUACGAGAAAGAGAUCGCCGUCUACAAGACGGCGGCAUGUGCGAUGCAGGAUCGCCACCACGCAGAGGUGGAGGGCUUAUUAAAGCGCUAUGAAAAACUGCAAGUACGCCAUGAGGCGACGAAGGUGCGCCUGGCUGCAGCGGUGUCGCGAUCAGGGGCGGCUGCCGUAUUCGCUGCUGCCGGCGGUCAAGCGAAGAGGCGACACUCCCGUCAUGCAAAGAGCGAGGACAGGGGCGUGCCAGUCAUCUCCGGCAAUCCAACCGACGCUGCAAGCCACUCGCCGUCAGCUGCUGUCAAGACGGAGGCUUCUUCGUCCCACUGCGCGACUGCCGCUUACGAUUCUCUGCAAGCGCUGCGCACCUCGGGGCAGGUGACGGAGAAGUUGAUUCGUUCCCUGAACCGCGCCACCUCGCCCUAUCACUGA